Molecule: messenger RNA, 1803 nt
Organism: Astyanax mexicanus (Mexican tetra)
Lineage: Eukaryota; Metazoa; Chordata; Actinopteri; Characiformes; Acestrorhamphidae
Gene: polg2
Product: polymerase (DNA directed), gamma 2, accessory subunit
Exons: 8
Coding region: 173-1477 (434 amino acids)
Biological process (GO): mitochondrial DNA replication
Cellular component (GO): cytoplasm; mitochondrion
Source: RefSeq, a predicted model, not a curated record
GAGUAGUACUUCCGCCAUAGCUGCGUUUACGUGCGUGAAAACAGCUAGCGGGUGUGGAGUCUCUCCAUUAGAGGAUUGUUACACAUAACUAAAUUUAAAUGUGUAAAUAGAAAAUAAAGAGAUACUUUAUCAGUAUUCUAAGCUGCCUGGUUCACAUGCAGAGGCCUGAAAGAUGUUCACAUACUGCAUGAGAAGACGGCUGUGUCUCCUCCUCACCCGAGAGAAAUCCGCCCCUGCUGCACUGACCCACCAAAGUAGAUACGAGUCCACAACCCCUGUGCUGGAUGUCCAGCACUACAUCAGCCAGGAUCAAACAGGAAACAGAUCCGCCUAUGGUCCUCUGGGCACGGAGCUGAAGAGGAAUAUCCUGCGGCAGUGGUGGGCUUCAGUGGUGGAGUCCAAAUCAGAGGUAUUCUCUGUUAGCACACCGCACUGUUCCACAGGUGGAGGCGCUGCCAAGCUGGUGGACAGAGGAACUUUAGAUGAGCUGAGAGAUCUUCCAGAAGGGCAGCUGAAGGAAAGACUGUCCAGACUGCUUUACCACAGCCACGAUUUAAGAAGUAGUCUCCUCCAAGGUGCCUUACUACAGUACAUCCCCUCUCUGAUGCUGAUGAAUAGGAAGCUGCCUUUUGGACUGGCUGAGACAGGCUUCUGCUACCGACCUGAAACUGCGAGCCCAAAUACAAUCGGUUGCGGUUCCUCUGAGGUGACAGAAGCGUCUUUGGUGUGGUUCUGCUCCCCACGGACUUCCUCUCAGUGGCUGGACUACUGGGCGCGUCAGAGACUGCAGUGGUGGAGAAAGUUUGCUUCAGGUCCAUCUGAAUUCAGUGUCUGUGAUGUGCUGAGUGAGGAACUGCGAGAUGGGGUAUCCCGUGGAGUGAAGGUUCUCUAUCAGUUCCCUUCUGGUCCUGAAACCUUAGAAACUCUUUGGAGUCUCGGAGAUGCAGAGCUCCUUAAAUCCCACCAGGGCAGCCAAGCUGAACUACAGUGCAAGGACGGAAGGAAACAAGUUGUGCCUCAUGUUCUCUCGAUUAGUGCGGAUAUGGACAGAGGGGUUCUGGCCUACCUAUUUAACUCCUUACAGAUUGUCCAAAAAGUGGACAGCAAGCAGAGGCUUCAUCAGAGAAAGGUGCUGAAACUGCAUCCAACAUUAGCUCCUGUUAAAGUAGCUCUGGACAUGGGCAGAGGGUCCACCUCAGAACUUAGACAGGUUUGUGAAGGUUUGCUUCAGGAUCUUCUGGAAGCGGGAAUCUCUGCGUGGCCUGGAUAUACAGAUACCACGCAGUCCUCCCUGGACAGUCUGCACACCAAAUACGAUGAAAUGGGUGUGCUUUUCACCGUGAUGAUUAGCGAAAGUACUCUGGAGAAUGGACUCCUGCUGGUCCGGAACCGUGACACCACCAUCAGAGAAACCAUGCAUAUCUCUGAGAUCAGACAGUUCCUCCUCAAAUACAUAUCUGCUGCAGAGAACAUCUGAUCUACUCACAGAACUGUGGAAAUUGUGGAAAGGAAGGUGCUGACCCAGAAUCUGUGUUAAUGCUCUGAUAAAGUUUGUGUGCUGUGUGAGUCUACUGUUGUCAGGAGUGAAUGUGUAUUUUCUGCAGUGUUCUUUUGUCAGCUUUUGCUAAACUGAAGUUUGCUGUAAAAUACCCUGGACAAAAGUUAUGGAUACAUUUUAUAUGCAAAUAAAAACAGUAGAUAUGUUCUUGUAGUACACAUGUGCUUCAUGUUCACCAUUAAAGAAUGAUGUGAAUGUUGAAGAUAAACCGCAAAUUUAUGAAAUACAUGUACACAACAUAAAAA